GGUGAUUGUGAAAAAAGUGUUUCGUUCCAGUGGAUUUAUUAGCCUUUAAACCGGCUUAUUUUACGUGACAAGCUGGGUUUGUGUGUGGAAAUUGUUACUGUCUCGCUUUAAGUUGGUGCGAGAAAUACUCGGAUUGGCACAGGCUUCCGAUUCGCCAUCGCAUUCAGAAAAUCUAGUUUCUGACGGAAAUAGGCCACGAGGCGCCAGGAGGUCACGUAGAAGAGAUUAAUACAAAACAAACGGAGUUGACUAGGAUUUACAGUUCCACAAUGAAUAUCCGCUGUGCAAAGCCCGAAGAUCUAAUGAAUAUGCAGCAUUGCAAUUUGCUAUGCUUGCCGGAAAAUUAUCAGAUGAAGUACUAUUUUUACCACGGAUUAACGUGGCCGCAACUUAGCUACGUGGCUGAAGACGAAAAGGGAAACAUCGUUGGUUAUGUUUUAGCAAAAAUGGAAGAGCCAGAACCCGGUGAAGAGAGCACCCAUGGGCACAUUACCUCGCUGGCUGUAAAACGAUCUUAUCGUCGACUUGGGCUGGCCCAGAAACUCAUGAACCAAGCUUCGCAUGCCAUGGUGGAAUGUUUCAAUGCUCAGUAUGUAUCAUUGCAUGUGAGAAAGUCGAAUCGUGCUGCCCUAAAUUUGUAUACCAAUUCGUUGGGUUUUCGAAUUUUGGAGAUCGAACCCAAAUACUACGCGGACGGGGAGGACGCUUACUCAAUGCGACGUGACCUCGCAGAACUAUCAAAGAUCGUUCUAGCUGCUCGGGAGGCCAAUUCCAACUCGGAGAACUCGGACGAGAUUAUUACCAACAGAAGUAACCACGGCAAUCAUGCGGGACACGAUGGACACUGCUGCUAAUGACUGGUGGUGGACAAGGAAAGUGGUUUGAAAUGAUACAAAAUGGCAGAAGGUGAUGUAUUUAAGAUUGCUCUCCUUAUACUUCAAAAUUAUGGUAAAUAGAUUCUUAA
Molecule: messenger RNA, 964 nt
Organism: Sabethes cyaneus
Lineage: Eukaryota; Metazoa; Arthropoda; Insecta; Diptera; Culicidae
Gene: vnc
Product: N-alpha-acetyltransferase daf-31
Exons: 2
Coding region: 270-854 (194 amino acids)
Biological process (GO): N-terminal peptidyl-glutamic acid acetylation
Cellular component (GO): NatA complex
Molecular function (GO): protein-N-terminal-glutamate acetyltransferase activity; protein N-terminal-serine acetyltransferase activity
Source: RefSeq, a predicted model, not a curated record